Molecule: messenger RNA, 1502 nt
Organism: Prunus dulcis (almond)
Lineage: Eukaryota; Viridiplantae; Streptophyta; Magnoliopsida; Rosales; Rosaceae
Product: ethylene-responsive transcription factor 1A
Exons: 1
Coding region: 307-1152 (281 amino acids)
Biological process (GO): regulation of DNA-templated transcription; ethylene-activated signaling pathway
Molecular function (GO): DNA binding; DNA-binding transcription factor activity
Source: RefSeq, a predicted model, not a curated record
AGAAUAUCAUCCACACACGAAAAUAUUUAGUAUUUAAAAUAAAUUUAGAAAUAUAAAAAAUAAUAUUUUAUUUUUCCGAAAAUAUCACAGCCUUCUGAAGUGCAUGAACCUACUCACCUAUUUAAACCUCCCCCUCUUCAAACCCCAAAAAGAAUUCGAACAACUCGACAAAUCUCACAAAACAACAACACUCUCUUUCUUCUUCUUCUUCUUCUCUAUCUCUGUGCUUCAAGAAACAUUUCGGUUUGUAACAGACCCGAAAUUUUGCCGAAAUUUUGCCAAAUUUUGGAGUUUCGUAGUUGCAAAAUGUUCGGACAGAGUGGAACAGACGCUGAUAUCACACUCCUCGACUCGAUUCGGCGCCACUUGCUGGGUGAGACGGAUCUACGGGUCGGAAAUUCGAUGGCCAACUCGAUUUCGGGUCCGAUUUUCUCCCGGAGCUCCAGCUUCAGCAGCCUGUACCCGUGCUUGACCGAAAACUGGGGCGAUUUGCCGCUCAAGGAGGACGAUUCCGAGGACAUGGUGCUCUACGGUGUUCUAAGGGACGCCGUUAACGUCGGUUGGGUCCCGUCGCUCGGGUCCGGGUCGACUGAUACAUGUUCUUUAAACUUUUCAGUAAAAUCGGAACCGGAGGUUUUGACGCCGGUGAGUACAGUGCCGGAGAAAAAACCGGCACCGGUUCAACCGGCCCGACCGGUUCAGCAGCCGUCUCAAGCCGGUCCAGCUGUGGUUCCCGCCAAAGGGAAGCAUUACAGGGGCGUACGGCAACGGCCGUGGGGCAAGUUCGCCGCCGAAAUUCGGGACCCGGCAAAGAAUGGCGCGAGGGUUUGGCUUGGAACUUUUGAAACGGCUGAGGAUGCGGCUUUGGCUUACGACAGAGCCGCUUAUAGAAUGCGCGGCUCCAGAGCUUUGUUGAAUUUCCCGCUCCGGGUUAACUCGGGAGAGCCUGAUCCGGUUCGGGUGACGUCGAAGCGGUCGUCGCCUGAGCCAUCCUCGUCUUCGGAGAGCGGUUCUCCAAAGAGGAGGAAGAAGGUAGCUGUUUUGAACCCGGCUCAGGCCGGGUUGGAAAUGGGAGCUGGAAUUGGGCAGGAGCAAGUGGGAGGCCAAGUGGUGGUGUCGUGUACACGUGGCGAGCAGUUAUUAGUGAGCUGAUGACGAUGGUGGGAGAGUAGGGAAGGGAAAAGCACUACUAGCUACCUCUUGAAUUGUGGAGGGCACACUGUAAUUAUCUGAGAUAUAUAUAAAAGGAAAUGUAGGAUUUCCGUUUUUCAUUUUGGGGUUCCCAUGAUUUUGGAGUCCAACUUGUGAGGGAAAAGCCAAAAUUUUUUUUUAUUUUGCAAAAAUAAAAAAGAAAAAGAAAAAGAAAAUAGAAGGGGGAUUGUUGAUGACAGGUGAGAUAAGAGAGGCUGCUUUUUUGUGUGGAUUGUUUGAUGAACUCAAUUUUGAAGUCGAGUUUUUCCCCUUGUUUUACAAGAACAAAUUAAUGGCAAGCAUUGCAAUCA